AUGAGGAAUUACACUCCAGUAACCGAGUUCCUCCUGAUGGGAAUCCCUCACACACAAGGGCUGGAAAAUGUGCUCUUUGUCUUAUUUCUGGCCUUCUACCUGCUCACUCUUCUGGGAAACCUUCUUAUUCUUCUGGCCAUCCUCACUUCCUCUAACCUCCACACACCCAUGUAUUUUUUCCUGGGAAACCUGUCAGUGUUUGACAUUUUGUUCCCCUCAGUGAGUUCCCCCAAAAUGAUGCUUUGCCUCAUGGGGCAAAGCCGGACCAUCUCUUACCAGGGCUGUGCUUCCCAGCUCUUCUUUUACCACUUCUUGGGAUGCACUGAAUGUUUCCUGUACACUGUGAUGGCCUACGACCGCUUUGCGGCCAUCUGUCACCCCUUGCAAUACACGCUCAUCAUGAACCCCCGAGUGUGUGCCACCAUGACCCUGGGCACCUGGAUGGGGAGCUGUCUGCAUGCCUCUGUCCUCACCUUCCUCAUCUUUAAGUUACCCUACUGUGGCCCGAACGAGGUGGACAAUUUCUUCUGUGAUAUCCCAGUGGUGCUGCCCUUGGCUUGUGCAGACACCUCGCUAGCUCACAUGACACCUAAUAGUAGAAACACCAAAAGUCAACUGCAGGAGAAAAUGUGA
Messenger RNA from Talpa occidentalis (Iberian mole), 633 nucleotides. Its product is annotated as putative olfactory receptor 10D3. Gene Ontology annotation, biological process: G protein-coupled receptor signaling pathway. Gene Ontology annotation, molecular function: G protein-coupled receptor activity; olfactory receptor activity. NCBI's taxonomy places the organism in Eukaryota, Metazoa, Chordata, Mammalia, Eulipotyphla, Talpidae. Bases 1 to 633 code for a protein of 210 amino acids. Gene Ontology annotation, cellular component: membrane. The record is from RefSeq and is a predicted model, not a curated record. The transcript is spliced from 2 exons.